AUGUAUCUCCUUCAAAACGGUUUCGGUAACUAUGACGUUUUCCAAAACAACUGUGAGGAUUUUGCAAUGUACUGCAAAACUGGCCUUUUGAUUCUAGACAAGCAAGGUGUUGGAACAAGCGGUCAAGCUUCUUCUGCUAUCGGUGCUCCAUUGGCCGCAAUCCUCUCUUCUCCUUUCAAAUUAUUAAUGCCAAAUCCUGUCGGUAUUGCUACGGUAACAGCAGGAAUGUACUGCGUCAGUAGAUAUGCAACUGACAUUGGUGUUAGAAGCGAUGUCAUCAAAGUCGGGGUACAAGACUUGGCCGUGAACAUGGGAUGGACUUGUUCUAAUGCGGAGGAGGAGGAGCCAAGACUUGAAAAGAUGGCUGAAGUGGAACCAAACUCUCUCAACUAUAUUCCAGAGAUUAUACCGAAGAAGAGGAAAAACAGUGAAGCAUUUGAGUUGACAGAAGAAGAGGAAAAACAGUGA
Molecule: messenger RNA, 468 nt
Organism: Vicia faba (fava bean)
Lineage: Eukaryota; Viridiplantae; Streptophyta; Magnoliopsida; Fabales; Fabaceae
Source: the annotation of a GenBank genome assembly